Messenger RNA from Punctularia strigosozonata HHB-11173 SS5, 2547 nucleotides. RefSeq lists its product as uncharacterized. NCBI's taxonomy places the organism in Eukaryota, Fungi, Basidiomycota, Agaricomycetes, Corticiales, Punctulariaceae. Gene Ontology annotation, biological process: endoplasmic reticulum to Golgi vesicle-mediated transport; regulation of ER to Golgi vesicle-mediated transport; retrograde vesicle-mediated transport, Golgi to endoplasmic reticulum. The coding region runs from base 1 to 2547 and encodes 848 amino acids. The transcript has 10 exons. The record is from RefSeq and is a predicted model, not a curated record. Gene Ontology annotation, cellular component: Dsl1/NZR complex.
AUGAUAUCUCAGGACAUAAGGAACUUGCUGGCACCCCCGGACACGCAGACGGCCGAGGAACAAUGCCUACAGGAACUAAACGCGCGGUUCGUUUCAUGGGAUGCAUUGCAGGAAGGGGACGCGCUGUCGAGCCUGUUGGCCGACUCCCAGCACCGCCGUGACGAUCUACAUGACAGACUAAACGCCUCUCAAUCAGCCUUGGAUGCGUUACUUACUUCUACAGCCGAAGCUGCGUCUGAACAGCUACACACGGCCCAGGAGCUCUCGCUUCUUCGACAUUCGCUCGCGGAUGAGCUCAACGACCUUUCCGAGGAACUGGUGUCGUCACAGGUUGACGAACAGCGGGAGCCAACAUUGCUGGAAGACGUCGAAACGCUGCAUCGCAACCUGAAGGAGCUGCAGAGUGUCAAGACCUAUGUGCAGGUUGUCGAACACGGACUGAAGCUCAGCGAGAGCGUGGUCAGCAACUUCCGUGAGCGAGCUGGCGCGCCAAUUUCUUUGUCUUCUCUUUCCGAAUAUCGCACGCUUCAAUCUUUCGUGACGUCGGUGUCAGAAAAGUGCGAGGAAGUGUUGGAUAGCACGGGCGUCCAGAGCUUGCAUUUGACGAAAUUCCUGGAACACCUACGGAGGCGGACGUGGAGUGAAAUCAAAGACGUUCUUGCCGCACCAUUGCUAGAAGCUGCUGAGAAGCUUGGCUGGCCGAUGAAGGUGGACUACAUUGCCGCGAAGCCGCAGGACCGCAAAGCCUUUGAAGAUGCCUUUAUGAGCAUGCUCAAAUUCCAGGAGCUUGGUCAAUCGAUACACCCAACUCCUCCCGAAGGCGAACAGUCCGAGAAAGACGGCGUAUAUCCCCUGCAAGCCCUGGUGCAACCUGUUUCGCUCCGAUUCAAGUAUCACUUCGAGGGCACGCGGCAGACCAACAAACUUGACAAGCCUGAGUGGUACUUCACGCACAUCCUCAACGUGGCUCACGAUCAACGACCAUUUUUGGAAGCAGUUAUCCAGCCCUUACUAUCCUCCAUAUCGUCGUUCAAGCAUAUCGUAGCUUGGCGCGAAUUCACUUAUCUCCUUCUUCCUCUGCCCUCUCGCAAGCUUCGGCGCACGAUGCCUUUGCUUUUGGGCCAUCCGCCGCUUUUGGCGCAUACAAUCUACCAAGCGCUCGCUUUCGACGGGGCCCUUAGGGAGGAAGGCUUCGGCUUAGCAGGUACUUCGCGCGCUACGACCUCGAAAGUUGACGAGGCGAAGGAGAAAGAGUGGGAGGGUGUGAGCGAAGUCAUCCUGGGCAGGAAGGAGUGGUUCGAUGUAUGGCUGGAAGGCGAGCGCAAAUUCGCGGAAGACCAGUACAUCGAGAUCAUCAGCGCGCCUGACGCGUGGACGAUUGCUCACGACGAGAGCGACGACGGCGUUCCGAGCGAGCUCCGACCGACGAAUUCUGCGAGGAGGGUCAAGGCCCUCGUUGAGCAGGUCACGGAUCGCUACUCGCCACUCCCACAAUUCACGCACCGUACCCGUUUCCUCAUUUCUGUCCAGCUGCCGAUUUUGGAGCAAUAUCAUUCGCGCAUAUCUGCGUCGUUGGAUGCCUUCGAAACACUCUCUUCCUCCCUUGUGCGUGCGGUCCCUGGCGCCCUCGGCGUUGGUGCGAGCGGAGUCGGCAGCGGCAGCGAGCAGGGCGUAAGAUGGGGAGGUGACACACGGAGACUGACUGGCGGUGUGGAGGGCGAUCAAAGGUUGUGCAAGGCUUUGGUCAGCGCAAGAUACAUCGCGAACGCGAUGGAGACCUGGGGUGAGGAUCUGUUCUUCUUGGAGUUGUGGUCAGAGAUAAACCGCCGCGCAUCCCUUCGUGCGCGAGCGGGCGAGAAUCCGCUUCUCCCUGACCCAGAGAACGAUGACAAGACCGUGCCCGACUCGACCAUAUUCGAGGAGCUCAUCGCGCAGUACAACAAGGUGGCAUCACGCGCAGAAGAGAUGAUUGUCCAUCACGUCUUGGGGGAAAUUGAGGGCGCCUUACGCGCGCACUUCGCCGCGGCCAUAUCGUCGAGUCCGCAGAUGCAGCAGACCGAGGAUGACGUUGGGGUUUCACCGACGUUGAUUGGGUCGAUAGCCCUUCUCUCCUCACACCUGACGUUCCUCAAGUCCACACUGCCGCACACAACCGUACUCGCCCUCUAUCGCUCAAUCGCCUCCAGGCUAUCUUUGCACAUACUCCAGCGGCAGGUUCAAUAUCGCGGACGGGGUCGAAUCUUGCCCGCAGAAGGCGCCUCUAUCCAUAGCGAGUGCGAGCUGUGGCUCGAAACGUCACGCUCCGCUCUUGCCGGCACACCAGGUGUGACUGCCGCGAGGACGGAGGGCCCAUGGCGAAGACUGCUGGAAGCCGGGAGGUUGUUCGGCCUUGUCGGUGAUGACUGGAGGAAGGUUAUGCUGAUGACGUUCGGAGCACACGAGGAUGAGAAGUGGGAGGAGUUGGUGGCCGGCGUGGUUGGCUUCAGCGAACUGAGCCGGGAGGAGGUCGGCCAGAUACUCCGAACACGGUCAGAUUGUGAACUUUGA